Molecule: messenger RNA, 1103 nt
Organism: Dissoconium aciculare CBS 342.82
Lineage: Eukaryota; Fungi; Ascomycota; Dothideomycetes; Mycosphaerellales; Dissoconiaceae
Exons: 3
Coding region: 262-879 (205 amino acids)
Source: RefSeq, a predicted model, not a curated record
ACGAUCUCGCGCUUCAACAUCAUUGUCAUGUUGAUCACUUCCACGUCACGAUGUGGUCGACCUCAUCGUUUGACCCACAGUGAUCACGCACACGUGUGAAGGCUCGCUCACCAAUGUCGAGAAUCUGAACAACCUCGAGAGAAAGACAUAAAUACCUCCUCCUUCCUCCCCCUUGGAUUAGACUCAUCCAGCAUCCCAAUCAUCAACCUUCCCUUUCAAGUCUCAUAUCACAACUUCUUUUCCACCACAUCCAUCAUCAAAAUGGUUUCUUUCCGCAAGGUUUUCGUCGCUGCCAUGGCCGCCGCGCCUGCACUCGCUGCGCUCUCCCCAGCCCAGGUCGUCUCCAACAUCAAGAUGCUCACCCAGAAGUCGCAGGCUCUGCAGGCUCCAGCUCAAAGCAUCACCAUCAUUAAUGGUCCUUUGAUCAUCAUCGGCCAGGGCCCAUUUCCCCAGCUCAUCGCCGGAUUCACCGACAUUAUCAGCACCGCAACCACUUCCAUCGCGCAGAUGCAAGGUGACGCUCCAGUCACCAAGGCUGCUGACGCCACUGCCAUCUACGAUGCUUUCCGUGAAUUCGUUCGUGUUCACCAGGUCCUCCUCAACAUCCUUAUCGGAAAGGCUGGUCUCUUCCAAACUGUUCCUUUCAUUGGCCAGCCGAUUGCUGCGGUGCUUCGCCAGGUCGAGGGUGUCGUUGACACUAUCGCUUUCUCUCUCAUUGACGGCGUCGAGAGCCGUGCCGCUGACCUUCAGGGUCAGGCCAACAGCCUUCACCAGACUAUUGAGAUUGCUAUCAAUUCUUAUGAUGGCCUGUCCCUGUCCAAGCGCGCCCCUGGACCCAUCAGCCGUGUCAAGCGCGCCAUGGUCGCUGCUGCUGCCUAAACUGGACGUGAGCUGGACGAGAUUGAGACAACGUCGGGGAACGAUUGGUCCUCUCACUCAAACAGAGCUCGCCUCCACCGCAGGAACUCUAGUGUGGCACACCUAAGAUUGUCGGACGAUCCAACGUCCAAGGAACAUUUUCGUAAUUAUCGACAAGUAUUUUGUACGUCAGUAUCUAAUAGUAUUUAUUACAUACUCUGCCAAGCUAUAGCCUACUGUUCGUC